Messenger RNA from Phytophthora nicotianae INRA-310, 3472 nucleotides. RefSeq lists its product as hypothetical. Gene Ontology annotation, cellular component: axoneme. The record is from RefSeq and is a predicted model, not a curated record. Gene Ontology annotation, biological process: inner dynein arm assembly; cilium-dependent cell motility; cilium movement. The coding region runs from base 247 to 3405 and encodes 1052 amino acids. NCBI's taxonomy places the organism in Eukaryota, Oomycota, Peronosporomycetes, Peronosporales, Peronosporaceae. The transcript has 2 exons.
CAGCUCCACCACCCAGCAAAGCGACAGAGCAGGUUCGAUGAUGAGACUCGAGUUCUGCCACGUACGAGGCAACGGCGCUACAUCCAUUCGUGAUUGAAACGCAAGCGAAUGGCCAUCAUCCGGAGAUGCAGCACUUGGCAUCCUUCGCCUCGUAACGGAUGCCGCUGCAUUUAGUUUUGGUGGGUUUUGUGAUGGAGACGAAACGAUCCAGAAGCUGCAUAUCCUAACUAAAGUCUCAAGGAACGAAUGCCUGGAAGCUACGCUAGUAAUGACGACGCGAGUGAAGCCGCCGUCGGUGAGGCGCCAAUCGAUUUCGAUGCCGAGGACGCCGGAGCUGCGGGCGACGUAGACCUGAAGUCGCCCGUGAUAGACACUGGCGGUGAUAACAACUGGGAGGAGGAGAAUACACAGCAAAACGAUGUGGACAAAGACGAUGGACCGCAGAGCGUCGACUCCGAACCGGGUCAUUACAGCUGGAAGCGCGCUGAUGGACGUCAGCGCAGUCAGAGUCUCGAUGAAGAGGAUGAGGACGAAGCUGACAACAACAGCGAAGUCAGCGACAAGAGGGACGUGACGGUCCGGACGCUCCCCACAGGUAUCGACGAUCUCCCGUUGUUUGCAGACGAGAAGAACCGCGAGCUGCAUGCGCAGAUCCGCAUCAAGGAGGCGCGUUAUGAGGCUGCCAAACGAGAACUCGCAGAGACUCGAUCGCGCGUGGAGAUCAUGACGGAACAUCUGAAAAACGUGCAACAAGAACUGUUGCAUACUCAAGCUUUACACGGUGCUAAACUCAAAGAAGUUGAAAGCGAGGAACACAUGAGGCAACUAGCAGAGCGUGAAAUUGGCCGAGUGGCUCAAGAAGCCAAAGUGCUGGACGCAGAGGCAGCUGAACUAGAACGUAAACUUGCAGGUUUACAAGGCUCAUUAUUCAAGGGGAAUGAAGCGAUGGACGCCUUUAAGCUGCAGAUGAACUGGAAUCAGGACGAAAUGGAGCAGUGGGCAGUGGCAGCGCGACAGAAAGAAGAGGAUGCCAUGGCAUUAGAGCGAUACCGACGGGCCGACGAGGCCCGUAUCAAGGAACUGACGUUGGCGUUGGAGAAACUGACUCAGCAAUUGACUCGAGCCAAGCGUGAAGUGGACGAUGAAGCUACCGAGACACAAGCCAAACAAAUCGAGUUAGACAAGACGGCGGAGGAGUUCCGCUCUCUUCACGCAGAGCGCGCGAAGCUGGUGGCACAGUGGCAAUCAACACUAGAGGCGAUGCGAGCUCGUGACGAAGAGAUCACACAGGCAAGCGAACAGUUCGCCCUGGCACAACGAGGUCUGCAGAGUAAGCAGGAGCUGCUUGGAGAGCAGAAACGUCGUCUGCAGCAGCAAGAAGCAGCAAAUAACGAAGCGCAGGCUCAACUGGCAGGCAAGGAACGUACGCAGUCCAAGGCACAGCAAGAGUUACAGGAGACAGGGGCUCGCUUACAAGCCUUCCGCGAUCAGGUGGAGCUACUGAAGAGUGAGCUUUCCAGUGCUGUGGCUGCGCUGAACCAGCAACGCUCGAACAAUUCGAACCGUGAUGACCGGUUGGAGGCGAUGAAGCAAGAGCUUGAGGUAGCCAGAGCGCGGUUCAAAGGCACCAGAAAAGCGCUGGAGCGUUGCCGAGACACAACUCUGGACGCUGAAGCACUGGCCAAGCAGGCUGAAGCGGAUCUGGCCGCUAUGGAGAACGAAGUGAAGCGUCUGGACAAGGAGAUCGCCGCUCAAAAGGAGCAAAUGUUCCGCAAGAGUCAGCAAUUGUUCGCCCUACGACAGCAAGAAGCGAAUCUGGUAGCUGAGCUGUCAGGGGCGAAGUCCGCAGCGCAAAACCUGCGCGCUAAGCUGCGCUCACUGGAUGCUCAAGCCUUGCGUCAACAGGAGCUUGUGUACAAUGGCGAGUUCCAGAUCCAGCAAAUGGAGCGCAAAGUGGCUCGAGCUAGUGGAGAACGAAGUGCCGAUGAGACGAAGGCGCUACAGGCUCAGAUCCAGGUGCUGCAGAUGGAAUUAGACCGUGUCCAGGCCGAGCAAGUCAUGCUUACAGCGCAGUGUAAGAAGCUUGAAGACGAGCGACGUGCCCAGGAACGAUCUCGUAAGGCCUUGAUAGCUCAACAACGGGAGGUGGACGCUCAGAUCGCCGAGCAUGAGCUGCGCAACGAGAGCUGCGCACAUGCACUCAAGGCAGCACUCAAGAACAAGGAAGAACUGCUGAUCCAGCACGAUCUCCAAGCGCUCGAAGUGCGUCGUCUCCGCGACCUGCUUCACGCUCGUGCUGAUGAGGUCUUGUCUCUCGAGAACCGUGACUUCCAAUUGAAGAAAAGUAUGGAGGAACGCAAGCGUGAGAUUGCUGCUCAUCAGGAGCUCCAGCGAGCUGCAAACAAAGCUUUUGAAGACGAACGUCACCGCGUGUCUGUAGAACUGGCUGAUAGAGAGAGUCGCGUACGUAAACUGCAGGCCAAAUUCGAGACGCUCUGCAAGAUGGGAGCGUAUGCAGACGAUGGCGAUGAUGCAGGAGAGGCGGGUAAGGAGAGAAGCCAGGCUUACUUUGUCAUUCGAGCAGCUCAACGUCGCGAGGAGCUCCAACGUGAAGGAGACGAACUGGACGACAAGAUCCGUAUAGCCGAGAAGGAUGUUCGUGCGCUGAAGAAGACGCUGGCUCAUCUGGAAGAGCGCAACUCGGCGUACCGUAAGAGCUUCCAUCGUGCUGAUCUCGCUGGCGACGAUGCACAACGUCUUGCUGCUCUGGAGACACAAGCCAAGAUGGCGGAAGACACGUUCUUUAAGAAGAAGAAAGAGCUGGCGAGAGUUGAGCUGGACGUGACGAGCGAGACUCAGCGACUUCGUGAGGUAGAGACUCAGCGCGACUUCGCUCGAGCCAAUGCGACGCAACUUGAAGGUGCGUUGGCACAAGUGGACCGUGAGGUGCAGACCGAGCGAGCCAAGUGGGGGAAAGUGGUCAAGAAACUCGAGCGUCAGAUGCGAGAACACAAGCAGUUCGCUGUGAGUGCCGGGGGAUUCGAUGACGACGGUACUUGGCGUACAAAGGAGCAGGUGAUGCUGGAGGCGCUGGAACUCAAGGAGAUCAGUGCGAGCUUGCUGUACACGUUGGGCCAACUGGCCAACGAGUUCCCCGAGAUCGGAGACCCAUUGCAGAUGGCUGUGCAUGAGGUGGGCAUGCACAUUCCAGCCGUGCCGCCUGGACGAACAGCCGCAGCAAGAGCGGACGGCGCCGGUCUGCCUCGCCCCAUGUCCGCACGCAGUGACAAAAGCGAUCGGUCGGUGCGCAGUGCCGGCAGCAAUGGCUCGUAUCGGAGCAAUGGCAGUACUGGAUCUGGAGUGCGUGUAGCGGCCCCUAUCAGCAAGGUUCAACUCGGGUUUUAAUAGGUAAACAACGUCUGGACCACCGGAAUAUUGCAUCAAAAGAAGGAGCAUGUUUGUUACUCAGGCC